AUGGAUCCCAACUGCAAGCACGUGGAUACCUGUGACUUAGAAACCUUUGAUCCUAAUUUCAUGCCAUUGAAUACCUGUGACCUUGAGACUCAAGGACUGCUGGCAUCUCUUGGCGCUACUGCUGAUGCUGCUGAUGAUGAUGAGGCUGAGGAUCUCUGUUCUGGUGGAAAUAAGCAAGAGCGGAAACGGAGGCUGAUAGAAGUUGGUUCUGAUGAUGAUGAAGUCGAAAUCACCGCUCCUCCAACUCAAUCCUCCCAGCCUCGCAAGCAAUUUAGUUUCGGAUCAGGGAUUAAUUGA
Messenger RNA from Eruca vesicaria subsp. sativa (arugula), 297 nucleotides. NCBI's taxonomy places the organism in Eukaryota, Viridiplantae, Streptophyta, Magnoliopsida, Brassicales, Brassicaceae. The record is from the annotation of a GenBank genome assembly.